AACCUCUAGCUCCAAGUUUACGAGAUUGAGAUUUCACAUUUACCCUACACAGUACACACCAACACUACAAAAUAGCCUUCACCUGAACCCCUUCCCGCCUUUCUCGUCUCGUCUUGCUAAGCGGUUCCUUCUCCACUACUGCUACUGCAAUGGGCAUCAAGGGUUUAACCAAGCUUUUAGCUGAUAAUGCCCCCAAGGGCAUGAAGGAGCAGAAGUUCGAAUCCUAUUUCGGCCGAAAAAUCGCAAUUGAUGCCAGCAUGAGUAUUUAUCAAUUUCUUAUUGUCGUGGGAAGAACUGGGACUGAGAUGCUGACCAACGAAGCUGGUGAAGUCACUAGUCAUUUGCAAGGGAUGUUUAACCGGACAAUAAGGCUUCUCGAAGCUGGAAUUAAGCCAGUCUAUGUCUUUGAUGGAAAGCCUCCUGAUUUGAAAAAACAAGAACUUGCAAAACGUUAUUCAAAAAGAGCAGAUGCUACUACGGACCUAGCAGAUGCAAUCGAGGUUGGCAACAAGGAGGACAUUGAGAAAUUCAGUAAAAGGACGGUGAAGGUUACAAAGCAGCACAAUGAUGACUGUAAAAGACUCUUGAGACUCAUGGGAGUGCCUGUGAUCGAGGCUCCCUCGGAAGCUGAGGCACAAUGUGCUGCGCUUUGCAAGUUAGGAAAGGUUUACGCCGUGGCGUCAGAAGACAUGGAUUCGCUAACAUUUGGAUCUCCCAGAUUUCUUCGUCAUUUAAUGGAUCCGAGCUCAAGGAAGAUCCCAGUUAUGGAAUUUGAAGUGGCAAAGAUUUUGGAGGAGCUGAACCUCACCAUGGACCAAUUUAUCGAUUUGUGCAUUCUUUCUGGAUGUGAUUAUUGUGAUAAUAUCCGAGGUAUAGGGGGGCAGACUGCUUUAAAGCUUAUCCGUCAACAUGGGUCUAUAGAAACUAUAUUAGAGAACAUAAAUAAAGAGAGGUACCAAAUUCCAGAUGAUUGGCCUUAUCAAGAGGCCCGGCAGCUUUUUAAAGAACCACUAGUAUGUACUGAUGAAGAGCAACUUGACAUCAAGUGGACUACUCCAGAUGAAGAAGGCUUAUUAGCAUUUUUGGUGAAUGAGAAUGGGUUCAACAGUGAGAGAGUCACGAAGGCAGUAGAAAAAAUUAAGGCAGCCAAGAACAAAUCAUCACAGGGCCGGAUGGAGUCAUUUUUCAAGCCCGUCACUAAUCCUUCAGUAUCCAUUAAGCGAAAGGUAAACAAAUGUGUACUUAGAUCUCCCAAACCAGGAGCCCAACAUAAAUUCUCCCCUCAAGCAUUUUAUUCGUCAAGGACAAAGGCCAUUGGCAGCCUAGGCAUGUCAAUGUUAGACCAUUCCUCCAAGUACUCGGGGUCAGGGCCAUUAGUUAUGGCUGUAUGCUUCGGCACAUGAAGCUGAAACCCCUUGUGAAAUUUUAGGGUGACUAACUAAUCUAUGUAAUGAAGCCUAUGUAAUUGCUUUGGCUUUCAGAAAUGUACUUGAAAAUCUUCAUCCUUAAUUCCUUGAACUUAUUGUACCUCUACAAAUAAAGAGUGGAAACGAUAAUUAAGGAGCUCAGGCUCUGGAUUUGUAGGAGUCCUGGUUAAUUAAAACCCACCCUGUGGUUCUUUAAUAUUAUAAAAGUUGGUGCGCAGUGUAGAAGCAGUUUCUGACGCAGUCCUGAAGUGUGGGAUAAAAAAUUAGUGCAAGAAACGAUGUAAGACGCAUGAUAUGCAACAUGCUAAUCAAUCAUUUUGCCGCACAUUUGUCAUAUCCACUUCCAAUUUAAUUUUA
Benincasa hispida (wax gourd) is the source of this 1784-nucleotide messenger RNA. RefSeq names its product 5'-3' exonuclease family protein. Gene Ontology annotation, molecular function: 5'-flap endonuclease activity; 5'-3' exonuclease activity; DNA binding. NCBI's taxonomy places the organism in Eukaryota, Viridiplantae, Streptophyta, Magnoliopsida, Cucurbitales, Cucurbitaceae. The record is from RefSeq and is a predicted model, not a curated record.